Messenger RNA from Melospiza melodia melodia, 1825 nucleotides. Its product is annotated as tetra-peptide repeat homeobox protein 1-like. The record is from RefSeq and is a predicted model, not a curated record. The coding region runs from base 1 to 1044 and encodes 347 amino acids. Lineage: Eukaryota; Metazoa; Chordata; Aves; Passeriformes; Passerellidae. The transcript has 3 exons.
AUGAAGCAGCACGGGGAGGUUGGGCUGGACAUGGAGGAGGAGGAGAGUGCUGACAGUGGAGGGCUCACCGGACACAACCCCGUCCCUUCAGUGGGGACACAACCCUGUCCCUUCAGUGUCCCCAUCCCUGGAGACACAGCCCUGUCCCUUCAGUGUCCCCAUCCCCAGAGGCACAACCCUGUCCCUUCAGUGUCCCCAUCCUUAGGGACACAACGCUGUCCCUUCAGUGGGGACACAACCCCGUCCCUUGGAUGGGGAUACAACCCUGUCCCUUCAGUGGGACACAGCCCUGUCCCUUCAGUGUCCCCAUCCCUGGAGAUACAACCCUGUCCCUUCAGUGGGGACACAACCCUGUCCCUUCAGUGUCCCCAUCCCUGGAGACACAACCCUGUCCCUUCAGUGGGGACACAGCCCUGUCCCUUCAGUGUCCCCAUCCCCAGAGGCACAACCCUGUCCCUUGGAUGGGGACACAACCCUGUCCCUUGGGUGGGGACACAACCCUGUCCCUUCAGUGUCCCCAUCCUUAGGGACACAACGCUGUCCCUUCAGUGGGGACACAACCCUGUCCCUUCAGUGUCCCCAUCCUUAGGGACACAACCCCGUCCCUUGGGUGGGGACACAACCCUGUCCCUUCAGUGUCCCCAUCCCUGGAGACACAACCCUGUCUCUUCAGUGUCCCCAUCUCUGGGGAUACAACCCUGUCCCUUCAGUGUCUCCAUCCCCUGUCCCGUGUCCCCUUCAGUGGGGACAAUCCUGUCCCUUCAGUGUCCCCGUCCCCUGUCCCUUCAGUGUCCCCCAUCCUUAGGGACACAACACUGUCCCUUCAGUGUCCCCAUCCCCAGGGACACAACCCUACAACCCUGUCCCUUCAGUGUCCCCAUCCCCUGUCCCUUCCGUGUCCCCAUCCCUGGGGACACCCCGAGCUCGGCUGCGCUGGGGUUGAGCUCAGCUCAGCAAAACCCCCCCGAGGGGUUUAGGGUGGCGGCAUCCAGCAGGAAAAAUCCCAAACUGUGGUGGAAGCUGGGUCAGCACUUAGGGAAGUGAUUUCUGUUGUCACCUUUCUCCAUGUCGGGUUUGGCUUUGGGAAUGUGCCUGGUGGAAAGGGGGUGGCUCCCGCAGACGUCUAUAAUUUGCACACAGCGACAAUAACACUAAAGUUGAUUUUAUACGAGUCAUCAGAGUUUGCAAAGUGAGUUUUAUUUUUUGUAUUCCUUUAUCUUUACUUAAAGGUGAAUGUGUAUUCCUCUGGGAGGAAUAGGAAGAAAAAAAAAACAAAAAAGAAAAAUACAUUAAAAAAACCAGGAAUGUUAAUAAUGUUAAACAGAAUACUUCCUCCCUUAUUAAUAUAUAUAACCCUGAUGUAUUUAUGCCUAUUGUAAGCUGACUUUAAAGAGCUUUGACCUCUCUUCUGUUGCAUGCCGUUCCCGGGCAGCCUCUCCUUGUCCAUGCAUGCCUUUUGUCCUGGUUUUUCUGUACAAAGUUAGUGCACAAAAGAACUAUUUUUGCCUAGUUAAUGUUGCCGAGCAAUGCCUAUUUUUUAAAUUUUAAUUUCUUUUUUUGUUGUUUUUUUGGUCAUAUACGGCAAUAGCAUGUUUGUUACAUGUAAAAGCUUCCAGAUAUAAAGAAUUACUAAUGUUUGGAGAUGCCAGUCUUUGCAAGUGUACAGUUUUCCAAUGUUGUUCCCAGUGAAACACCCUCGUGAUUUCCACUUGCUCCCAUGUAUUUAUUACUCAUUUCCUCCCGUGUAACUAGGAACCAUGGCUAUAUUUCAUAUCUGCUCUAUAUUGAAAGUGAAGGGAGAUGAUUAAUACAAGGUUUUGUAACA